AUGUCACGCAAUGCGUAUGCGAAAACGUUCCACUCCAAAAUGCGCUCGCGAAGUGUACGAUCAAAUCCAACUGCAGCGUCCCGGAUCUGCUUGCGUCGAAGAAGGUCCAGGCGGAGAUGUGUGGGCUGCCUAUCCGCAACAGGAUCUCGGCUCUUGUCGUGACACAGAGCAUACUGUUUGCCCUGACGAUUGCUUUUGUCGCUGCGAGAGUUGUGAGUAGAGGUCAAUGGAACGGAGGGGCGGGAUAUGGCUGGGACGAUUGGGUCCUUUUUGCGACGUGUUUUCCAAUGCUUGGCUUGACGGUUACGGGAUAUCUGGAACAGCAUGCCGGCCUCGGUCAGGACGUGUGGGAGCUGUCUGUUGAGGAGAUCAAAAAGGUCGUCAUGGUAAGUCCUUCCACACAGCCAUCUCCGAAGUGCUCUUCUUUCCCUUGCUGACUCCAUCGACAGUUGUUCUACAUUGGCAACACUUUCUACGCUCCAGUCGUCAUUGGGACGAAGAUUGCAUUCGUACUGCUGUACAUUCGCGUCUGGGAGGAUGUCCACACCGUGUUCCCCAGGAUUUGCAAGGGCGUUGUACUUUUGCUGGUCAUGGCAUUGCUUGGCUUCGAAUUCUCGACUAUAUUCCUUUGUGAGCGCAAACAACUUGAUCAGUAUUCGCGAGAACGAUGCUGACUCUGGACAGGCGUGCCUGUGGAUUACACGUGGCGUUCACUCACCGAGCACAUCGAGGGCCAUUGCAUCAACCGCGAUGCUCAGCUGUACACCAACUCGAGCAUCAACAUUGCUUUCGACUUUGUGGUGCUGCUGCUUCCUGUCUCCAACGUCGUCGGACUGCGUAUGGGUCGGACCAAGAAGAUUGGGAUCCUGUCGACUUUCUCGGUGAGCACCACACUUUCCUCAUCGUUUGAUUAACGUGCGUCACUGCAAGGCACCAAAUACCGCCGUUGCGUUGCAUGAGCCGUGCAAGUGAACGAUGUAUGGCUGGCUCGCGAUUGACUUUGGCGCGAACACGUGACCAUGACUCGUGCCCAGGGCAAACCAGCGCGCAUCAGUCUAGUCUCCUGUCCAUCACCGGUUACACCUAUGUCAUACCUCAUCCGCUGCUCAACGCUGACAUGUGCGUGUGUGAUAUAGGUGGGCUUCGCCGUCACUGCGACGAGCGUCGUGCAACUUUACUAUCUGAUCAAAUACGUUUCCAGGACCGAAAACCCGACAUGGGACCUUUUUCCUAUUGCUGUUACGAGGGUCGUUGAGGUUUACUUGAGUAUCAUCUGUUGUUGGUGUGUAAUACCCCUGAACGACGCAAGUGUUCUGAGAAGUAAUGCUGAUGAUGAUUUAGUAUGCCCAUGAUGGCGGGCCUCGGGAAGCGGUUCUUCAGGAGGCUGGGGGAUACCAUUUCCAUGCACAGCUCUCUUAGUGAUUCCAAAUGGAAGAACUUCGGAAGCAGCAAGGGUAGCAAGAAUGGGACCAAGGGUGCCUCCGUACACGAUGCGGACAGCGUUCUGCAGCUGACUGCGAGGCCUUCUGCCGGUGGAGGGAACGAAGAGGGUGAUUUGCGUCGCGGCUGGCAGAAUGAAAAUGGGUCUGAGUUGGAAGAGCGAGAGACUUCUGCCUCGAGGUAUGGCAUGGCAUUCUGAGUCCUGUUUGUUGAAAAUUCUCGUCGUUGGUUCUUUGAUGAGUUCGUGAUUUGACUUACAUCUUGCACGACCAUGAAUUCGACUACUCUUUCUUGGGCCUGCGCGGUUCUCUGACUUGCAACAGAUCAAACAGUGAUGAAACUGAAGAUAAUCCGAGCGAUAAUAAGCGACACACACGUUCCGGAGACGAGCAGCGAAAGGCGGCGGAGAGUAUGCUGUAUGGAUCCGCUCGCAGCGAAGCUCAGCCUUUUGGCGAGAACAUCUCUCCGGAUCAGGCGCAGUUCUUUGAGGACGUCACGCCGAUGGAGACGACGAAGAAUGAAGGCAGAGAGGGAGAUCAGCAAGCGCCGGAGCGUCAUCCACGGAGAAGUCGAGAGGACGACCAUACCAAGCACAAGCGAACGGAUACUUCCUCCAAGGCUUACACUGCGUUGCCGUUCGUCUUCGGAGAUGGGCCUGCGCUCCAAUUGGACGAUCCGUCUCAGAAAGCAAGGGGCCAGCACCAUCUCUUGACUGCACCAGGAAGCGCAGGAAGGGUAGAGGACAAGGGCCCAGCGCAGAAGCGGAAUGGGCCUCCUCCAAGGCAGCAGGAUCGACAUGAGGAUCGACAUCAUAUUUUGACACCGCGUGACAAGGAGUACGACGAGGGAGAUGUAGCUGAAGAUGAACAGGCAAGAAGGUUGGCAUCGUCGGUCAACACUUUGCGUCCCCCCGGCCACGAUAAGGGCAGGUCUCAGGGUGAUGCCCUUCCUUUGCCCUACUCGCCUUCGAUCUACGACUCCUGGGACACGACGCCCGCUUCGGAUCUGGAAGGUGUCUCGCUACCUUCCGCAAGUCAAGAAGAUUCCACGGAUGACGAAGAAGUCGCGAUUCCCAAUGAUGUUAAAACGCUGCCGUCUCAAGGGGGCCGGAAUCUCUACGACACCUACCAACGGGGUAUUGCUGCCGAUGGCGGUAAAACCACAGAUACUCCCUUGGCAGAGCUCGGGUAUGGAGGAACGCCUUACAACAAGAAGACGGGAUACUUCUCGCAGAAAGACGGCGUCGUGAACCCCAAAGGAUGGGUUUCCGAACCUUCCAAGUAUGCGGCUGGUAUCAAGCGUCUCUCUGCGUACGACUCGCCUGCCUACUACGGUGGACCUGAUUCUCCGGCCAGCGCACCGCCUUCACCACCACUCUCGCCUGGUGGAACGGGGACCCGCAAGAUGUGGCAUCCCGAUGGCAGCAGUGGACAAGACCGAGUCACUCCCCCUGGAUCGCCACGGAACUUGAAGCCCUAUGAGCUCGGCCAGAUAAAGCUUACCUCCACGCCGCCGCCGCAGGCGCCUGAUUCGGCUAACGCGGCUGAGGAGGAACAGCGUCUUGGGGUUACCCAAGGUGCACCUCCACCACCCGCCAAGGCUGAGGGUCGCAAGAGGGCUUCCAGCAUUGCUUCCACUGACUAUCCGGCCCAUCAGUAUGUCCGCGGAAGCGAUGGUAGUUGGGAUCUCGCUCGGGACCCGGGGCAGAAAUCUCAUUCGGGCGCGAAAGAUGGAAGGAAUGAUGGAGAAAGAGAUGAUGCUCCUGUGAGGCCAAAGGCCCCUACGCCGGCUAUUCCCACGGCGGCGGAAUACAUGGCUCGGCUGCUUCGUUCGGACAGUGACCAUGUCCCUCAGUGGUCACCCGAUAAUUCUUUCUCUCCCGACCGAGAUGCACCAGGACGUCGUCCAGCGCCCGGUCCGCUUCAAUUCUUGGAAUUUUCCGAGUCACGCUUCGACGAAGCCAAUCAAAGGCAUCCCGAACGCGAGCCGGCUUCUCUUUGGCAGGGAGGCCGGACCUCUGGGUUUGAGGAUCAUGUGCAGCGUCGCAGAGUCGCGGAUGCCGAACGUCAGAUGGAGAGAGAACAGCCAGUUUUCCCCGUCACGCCGCCGCCUGAUCUGUCUGAGGAGAAGCAGCGAAAACUCGACGUUGCCUUGGGAAGCAUCGCGCCCGGGCGUGGUGUGUAUGACAACCGGGAUUGGGACAGAGCUGACGACUGGGACAACAAUGAUCCCGAGCGCUACCAACAAGGAGAUUGGCCUAGCAAUGAUCGCGGGUGGCAAGAGUACGACGAUGACUUCUACCGCGGUCGUCGCUGGGAUGGACCUGCUCCUCAGUCAAAUGAGGAUGACUACUGGGGCCGGAGAUUUUCCAAUCAGAGCUACAAUGGUCAGCGAUCCAGGUCUGUUGAGAUUUCUCCCGAGGACCACUGGCAUCGUGGAAGUAUCGAUCACCAUCGAACCUCUGGAGUUUCGCCCGAAGAUUACUGGGGACACGAGAACGGGAACCGGUGGAUGAACAGGUCUGUCACGACGCCUGCUGAAGACUCAUUCUGGCACAGGCGUAACGUUGGAGGCUACGGAACUCCUGCUGAAACUCCUAUGGAGAAUCGCUGGAGGCGACGCAGCAGCGAACGCUACAACUAUCGCAGAGCCUCGACGCCUGUCGACGACCGCUGGAGGAGACGGAGUACCGAACGCUACGACUCUCAUCGAGCCUCAACGCCCGUCGGGGAUCGAUGGCCUCCACCAGCCGGCGAGCGAUACCGCAGGAGGUCAGUGGAGACGCCUCUUGCGGACCAAUGGCAAAGAUUUCAGAAUCGGCGUUUGUCUGGUGGUUCCUGGCAGGAACAGUCCAACCGGCGCUUUUCCAGUGGUUCCUGGCAGGAACAGUCCAAUCGACGCUAUCAGCCGGAGACGCCCCAAUUCUACAGGAAUCCGGAAACGCCGCUCUCUGAGCGCUUCAACUGGAGAAAUCAGCCCGAAACCCCUCUAUGGAGAGGACAAGAAACGCCCCAAUAUGAGCGUUUUCAUGGACGGUAUCAGCCUGAGACCCCCCUGUGGAAGAGCCAGGAAACGCCGCAGUUUGAACGUUUCAAUGGACGAUAUGAGGCCGGCACCCCUCAGUGGAAGAGCCAGGAAACGCCGCAGUUUGAACGUUCCAAUGGACGGUAUGAGCCCGACACACCUCAAUACCGAAACAACAACGAUGAAGACGAAGACGACGGCUACGAACCCUGGAGACCUUCCGCCGCUCUGCAGAAGUCUCUAGACGAAUACACGCGGAAAUCCAUGGCCGACUGGAACAUGACGGCGGAUUCGUUCAAGCCCAGGCGAGCCAAGACUACGGCCGUCCCCACCGUCAACGACGUCUACAACGACCAGGAAGACUAUCCUCCCUCGAAUUCCAGACGUUCGCUCUCGCACCACGACGGGGAGAGAUCGUGGAAGCAUGACGAGUUCUUUGUGCCUCCGGCGACGCAGGCGGAGGCGGAUAAGAGUUCGCAGGGAUAUGUUCCGAGGGUUUUGAGGAGUGAGAAGGCGCCUGUCAGCGGGUGGGCUGCUCUCGACCAGAGGGGUUGGAGCGACAAUCGGGAUGAUGAAGAAGGGGAACAGAAGAAGCGGGGGAGUACCGGGACGGAGGAGAAGUCGAAUGCUUGGGCGCCUGUUGAGGUGCCGAGAUGA
Molecule: messenger RNA, 5121 nt
Organism: Lecanosticta acicola
Lineage: Eukaryota; Fungi; Ascomycota; Dothideomycetes; Mycosphaerellales; Mycosphaerellaceae
Source: the annotation of a GenBank genome assembly